AGUGGCAGGGGAUGAUUUCCUUGUGCAAAGGGUAAGAAGUAGGAGGGACAUCUCUGGCCGUGACCCCCUGGUCUCGCCCCUCUGUGCCUGAGCAUGCCUCCCUGGCCCCCUGGGCAGCCUCUCAUGCCCACAGGGCCACGCCCAGGCUGACUUGCCCUGCAGGACCCGGGGAAGGCGGGCACAGCCUGCCAGCCUUUCAGGCCGCGCAGCGACAGCAAGUGAGGCUUCGAGGGCUUUCAUCAGAAAAUUGUGGGUGGAAACUUCCAGGGGUUUGCUCUGAGCUUCUUGAGGCUUCUCAGCUUCAAAGUGAGUGGGUGUCUCUCUGAGAAGCCGAAACAGACAGAGAGAACGAAAGAGAGAGCAGCGAGAGAGCACGCGAGAGAGGUGUUUCCCUUGGCUAUGGAAACUCUAUAAGAACCAGCCGGGCUCCCUUCUCUUGAGCAGUCAGCAACAGGCGUCCCGGCCCUGAUCCUCCAGCCUCCACCGGACUGAGAAGUAAACCCGUUCGCUGGGGCUGGCCCGAGCCACUGACGGCCAUGCAGCAGCCCUUCAGUUACCCGUAUCCCCAGGUCUACUGGGUGGACAGCAGUGCCAGCUCUCCUUGGGACCCUCCAGGCUCAGUUCUCCCCUGCCCGACCUCUGUGCCCAGAAGGCCUGGUCAAAGGAGGCCGCCGCCGCCACCACCCCCGCCCCUGCCCCCGCCACUGCCGCCGCUGCCCCCACUCCCACUGCCACCCCUGAAGAAGAAGAGGGACCACAGCACAGGCCCGUGUCUCUUUGUGAUGUUUUUCAUGGUUCUGGUGGCCCUGGUUGGACUGGGGCUGGGGAUGUUUCAGCUCUUCCACCUGCAGCAGGAGCUGGCGGAACUGCGACAGUCUCUCCACCAAAGGCACACAGCAUCAUCGCUGGAGAAACAAAUAGGCAACCCCAGUCCACCUUCUGAAAAAAAGGAGCCAAGGAAAGUGGCCCAUUUAACAGGCAAGCCCAACUCAAGGUCCAUGCCUCUGGAAUGGGAAGACACCUAUGGAAUUUCUUUGAUCUCUGGAGUGAAGUAUAAGAAGGGUGCCCUUGUGAUCAAUGACACUGGGCUGUACUUUGUGUAUUCCAAAGUGUACUUCCGGGGUCAAUCCUGCAACAACCAGCCCCUGAGCCACAAAGUCUACAUGAGGAACACCAGGUACCCUCAGGAUCUGGUGAUGAUGGAGGGGAAGAUGAUGAACUACUGUACUGCCGGGCGGAUGUGGGCCCGUAGCAGCUACUUGGGGGCAGUGUUCAAUCUCACCAGUGCCGAUCAUUUAUAUGUCAAUGUGUCUGAGCUCUCUCUGGUCAAUUUUGAGGAAUCUAGGACAUUUUUUGGCCUAUAUAAACUCUAAGAAAAGCUCUUUUCUUAGAUUGGAUUCUCUCCAUUACAGUUCCUUGCUAGAGGCAAGGCAAUGGAUUCUCUCCACUACAGUUCCUUGCUAGAGGCACUGAGAAUAUUGUCUUGAAUGAGGGUCUUCUUAAGCCUAUUUGAGGUCAAGAAAGAAGACAUGAAUCUAGAGGACCUUGAGACCACAGGGUCCAGCAGCUCUGCAGCUCCUCAUCCCGGCUAAGGGCCAUGAGGCAGACAGGAGGAGGAAUGUGACUGAAGAACACAAAACUUUGGGCUGCCAUGUGAAGACACAGAGGCAUGGAAAAGCCUCUGCUACCAGGUGUCUACACUCAUCGUACAUGGCCGGGAACAUUUUGGCAUAUGGAAAAGAACACCUUUUAACUCACCUCUCAGGUGGGUCUACCUGCUACCUCAGAUACAUGGUUGUGACAUGAGUGUAUAAGGGAUGGAAAAGGAGGACAAGGCUUGCACAAUAAGCUAAUGAGACUGUGGGAGGCCAGUGCCUCACUGGCAUCAUCUUCACUUCUACAUAAAUGCAUGGGCUGAGCCAUCAUGUGAUGCUAACGGAGAAGCAAGAGGGAUCUUUUGGGGACUCGGUCCAUUUCCUACACAGACUCUGUAUUUCCAGUGCCAUUGUCAGGGUGUGUGUGUGUGUUUGUGUGUGAGUGUGUGUGUGUGUGUGUGUGUGAGACUAAAGAGUCACAUAAGUAGAGAGAAUGUGGAUAUUGUGAAGUCCAUGUUUGGGAAUUAUGGGUUGCAUUUGGGGGUAGAUUUUGAAUGCUUCUUGGUAUCCAACUCUAAUAGUCUUCAAACAUUGUCAGCUACUGAUGCUGUUUUCUUAU
Molecule: messenger RNA, 2214 nt
Organism: Microcebus murinus (gray mouse lemur)
Lineage: Eukaryota; Metazoa; Chordata; Mammalia; Primates; Cheirogaleidae
Gene: FASLG
Product: Fas ligand
Biological process (GO): immune response; positive regulation of canonical NF-kappaB signal transduction; extrinsic apoptotic signaling pathway via death domain receptors
Cellular component (GO): membrane
Molecular function (GO): tumor necrosis factor receptor binding
Source: RefSeq, a predicted model, not a curated record